CCCGAUCAUGCGUCUUGUCUCUGCCAUUACCGCCUUCGCUGUGGUUAGUACUGCCGCAACCGCGGACACCGUCCCCGCGGAGCUGGCGAGCAUCGGGGAGCCGUCAACGGUACUGAAUGCCACCUACUCCGUGGGGUCGACUGCAGUCAGCUUCACCCCUGGCGAAUUCUUCAACACGACCGUCGCCAAAAGCGCGCUGGAGCCGCAUCUCCACGACUUGGGGCUGAGCAGCUCUGAUCGUGCAUACCGUUGUGGCCAACUUGGCCACCGCCGUCAACAGUAUCAGCGACGUGAACGUGUUGGCCUCCUACAUCGCCCCCAGCACAAGUCUGGCACGCACAACUACACACUGUUCCUGUUCGACCAGCCCGCCAACUUCAGCGUCCCCAGCCGCUACGAGUCCUUCAUGCAGACCACUGCUGAGACUCCCCUGAGCCGACUGAACCUGCCGCUGGAGAGCUUCAUCGACCAGACCGGACGGGGCAAGCCGGUCGCGGCCAACUACUUCCGCGUCCCAGCGGCGAGCAACGACACCAGCUCCAGCUCGGACGGAUCCGGCUCCAGCACGAGCACAGGCACGAGCACAGGCACGAGCACCGGCACCAGCACCGGCGCCACCGCUAGCGAGACGUCGAGUGGGGCGGGUCACAGGAUGGCAGCGGGCAGUUAUCUGGCCGGCGCACUGGCCCUGGUCGGUGCGGUGGUGGUCUCCGUCUGA
Aspergillus aculeatus ATCC 16872 is the source of this 718-nucleotide messenger RNA. RefSeq lists its product as uncharacterized. Lineage: Eukaryota; Fungi; Ascomycota; Eurotiomycetes; Eurotiales; Aspergillaceae. The transcript is spliced from 3 exons. Bases 8 to 718 code for a protein of 236 amino acids. The record is from RefSeq and is a predicted model, not a curated record.